Molecule: messenger RNA, 2641 nt
Organism: Gymnodraco acuticeps
Lineage: Eukaryota; Metazoa; Chordata; Actinopteri; Perciformes; Bathydraconidae
Gene: septin6
Product: septin 6
Exons: 11
Coding region: 1-1284 (427 amino acids)
Biological process (GO): cytoskeleton-dependent cytokinesis; cilium assembly
Cellular component (GO): septin complex; microtubule cytoskeleton; cell division site
Molecular function (GO): GTPase activity; molecular adaptor activity; GTP binding
Source: RefSeq, a predicted model, not a curated record
AUGGCGUCAACUGAGAUAGCAAGGCAAGCGGGUGAAGGUGCUCGCACUGUCCCUCUGGCAGGCCAUGUCGGCUUUGAUAGCAUGCCUGACCAGUUGGUCAAUAAAUCUGUCAACCACGGAUUCUGCUUCAACAUCCUCUGUGUUGGUGAGACGGGUCUGGGGAAGUCCACCCUCAUGGACACGUUGUUCAACACCAAGUUUGAGGGCGAGCCCACCCAGCACAACCAGCCGGGAGUCACGCUGAAGUCCAACACCUACGAGCUCCAGGAGAGUAACGUGCGCCUCAAACUCACCGUCGUCAACACGGUGGGGUUCGGAGACCAAAUCAACAAAGAGGACAGCUACAAGUCUAUCGUGGAGUUCAUCGAUGCCCAGUUUGAAGCGUAUCUACAAGAGGAGCUGAAAAUCAAGCGCACGCUACACAGCUACCACGACACACGCAUCCACGCGUGUCUUUAUUUUAUAGCACCCACAGGACACUCGCUCAAAUCCCUGGACUUGGUGACCAUGAAGAAACUUGAUAGCAAGGUCAACAUUAUCCCAAUCGUUGCCAAGUCGGACGCCAUCUCCAAGAGCGAGCUGGCCAAGUUUAAAAUCAAAAUCACCAGCGAGCUGGUGAGCAACGGGGUGCAGAUCUACCAGUUCCCCACUGACGACGAGUCUGUGGCAGAGAUCAACUCCACCAUGAACAGCCAUUUGCCAUUUGCCGUGGUGGGGAGCACGGAGGAAGUGAAGAUUGGGAACAAGAUGGUGAAGGCCCGGCAGUACCCCUGGGGGACCGUGCAGGUGGAAAAUGAGAAUCACUGUGACUUCGUCAAGCUGCGGGAAAUGCUGAUCAGAGUGAACAUGGAGGACCUGCGAGAGCAGACUCACACCCGCCACUAUGAGCUGUACCGCCGCUGCAAACUGGAGGAGAUGGGCUUCAAGGACACGGACCCUGACAGCAAGCCCUUCAGUCUGCAGGAGACGUAUGAAGCGAAGAGGAACGAGUUCAUGGGGGAACUGCAGAAAAAGGAGGAAGAAAUGAGACAGAUGUUUGUCCAAAGAGUGAAAGAGAAGGAGGCUGAGCUCAAAGAAGCCGAGAAAGAGCUGCACGAGAAGUUUGACCGUCUGAAGAAGCUCCACCAGGACGAGAAGAAGAAAGUGGAGGACAAGAGGAAGUCCCUGGACGACGAGCUCAACAUGUUCAAACAGAAAAAGACUGCCGCAGAGCUCUUGCAGAACCAGGCCCAACAGGCAGGGGGCUCCACCACACUCAAGAGGGACAAAGAGAGGAAAAACUGAUGUGACGACGUGCCUGUUAAAAAAGGAAGAAGACACUUGCACUGAGAAGCUUAGGAUUCCUGUAGAAAAAGUGCUCCCUUGUGGCCGUCCUGCUGUGAAUGAGUUUCCACCCCAUCAUCUUUUUUACAGAGUCCCAACCUUCCCCCCGCCUCACCCUCACCCAACCUCCAUAAUUCAACCCUCCACAUGCACCCCCCCCCCCCCCCCCCUGCUCUCUGGAAGACGCUGGGCAUUGCUAUCAGUUUGACAUCACUCCGUGUUUAUUUUUGCUGAAUGGUGCUUGUGUGGUAUGUUGUUUAUACAAGCAGUUAUUUAGCUUGUCUUUUUAUAAACAUUUACAAAAUAAUGCAUUCCAUGUUUGUUUUGUAUUAAAAGAUUAAUUGCAUGAUGGAGUGAGCUUUUAAAAACAUAUUAACAUACAUGACUACCUUUGUGAUGGGCAGAAAUGUGUUGAGGGUCAAGUGAAACAGAGAGUACAGUGGUCAAAGAUCUGAUUGGAGGAUGGAUUAGGUUAAUGUUGAUCCAUCUUUAGAUAAAAGGACAAUCAUCUAAGUGACUUCUUGUCUUGACCUGGCAAACAACAAUUGCCAAAAUACUUUAAAUCAUUUAGUCAUUGGCUUCAGAUCCAGCUCAGGGUGGACAACAACAAAAAAGUUCACUGGAACAUUUUGGGUGAUAUUUAUUUCCCCCCCAGUGUUUACAUUUUGAGGCAUAUACACACAUAAUUGCAUAAUAAACACACAUUUUUGGGGUGUUUUGUUGCGGCAUAUACCAUACAUUUGGUGGUUAUUUUUGACAGAUUAUUUGUUAUUCAUUUCAAGUUAUAAGAUCCUUAAGAUUGUAGUCCUGAUUGAUUGAAUGCAUAACAAGUUCUAAAAAAGGGAUUUGAUUUCAUGACAAUAAUGAGGAAUAUAACUUUAAAGGUUACUUAUAAUUCCCUCAGUAAUAUAGACUUAAAUUAGUAAGAAUUAAAGAAUUGGUUUUAUUAUUUUUGUCCCUGUGCUGAAGCUGUUUCACUCUACCCAGAUGCAUGAGUAGUUAGUGAGCCUAAUCUCUUUGCCACUUCUCCCAUACCUCAUUUAUUGUCAUGUGUUACGUGCAUACAUGUAUUAGCUUUCAUAUUUGCACUUUUUUAUACCCAAAUUUGAUGUUUUUUUUAAAGUAUAUAUAUAUAUUAAUGUUGUCAGUGCAAUUGUAACUUUCUUUUUUACUUUACUUACUAUUGAAGGCACAUUUGAAAGUCGAUCUUCAUGAUGUCCACAUUGUCCUGCAGGGACCACUGUUGUUUGUAUCAGUGUUACACACAAAACAAAUAUUAUCUUUAAAGAAAUAAAGGCCCAUUUUUCACCAAAUAUAA